Messenger RNA from Aegilops tauschii subsp. strangulata, 1320 nucleotides. The record is from RefSeq and is a predicted model, not a curated record. Lineage: Eukaryota; Viridiplantae; Streptophyta; Magnoliopsida; Poales; Poaceae.
AUGGACUUCACCGACACCUUUGCCCCAGUUGUCAAGCCGGGCACGAUUCACACCGUGCUCCAGCUGGCUAUUUCUCGAGCUUGGCCAGUUCACCAGCUCGACAUGUCCAAUGCUUUCUUGCAUGGUCACCUCGACGAGCAGGUGUUCUGUCAGCAACCCACCGGCUUCGUCGACACCACCUACUCGAACCAUGUGUGCUUGCUUUCCCGUUCACUUUAUGGGUUGAAGCAAGGACCUCGGGCUUGGUACCAGCGUAUUGCGGCCUUCCUUCAGCAGCAAGGGUUCCAGUCCACACGGUCCGAUGCCUCCUUGUUUGUUUAUCAUCAGGGCGCCGCUACUGCGUACCUCCUCUUGUAUGUUGACGACAUCAUCCUGACUGCGUCCUCGCCAGCGUUUCUUCUGCAGAUCACAGCUCGUCUCAGCACCGAGUUCGCCCUCAAGGACUUGGGGGCUCCCCAUUACUUCCUCCGCAUCGAGGUCGUUCGUCGUGCCACUGGCUUCUUUCUGCAUCAGCAAAAGUAUGCCUACGAGCUUCUGGAGCAAGCCGACAUGCUUAAUUGCAAGCCUGCUUCCACGCCUGUCGAUACGAAGGCUAAGGUGUCAACCGUCGAGGGUUCCCCGGCGUCCGAUGCUCCCUUCUACCGCUCCAACGUCGGUGCUCUACAGUACCUCACGCUGACGCGGCCGGAUCUGCAGUAUGUUGUUCAUCAGGUGUGCCUUCACAUGCACCCCCCUGAUAUUCAUUGGGCUCUGGUGAAACGUAUUCUCCGGUAUAUACGUGGCACCGCGGCUAUGGGUCUCACUCUGACGGCUUCCUCCGCCACCGACCUCGUCGCCUACUCCGACGCCGACUGGGCUGGGUGCCCCGACACUCGUCGCUCCACCUCACGCUACUGCGUCUACCUCGUGCCCUCUCUGAUCUCGUGGUCGUCUAAACGACAACCCACGGUUUCACGAUCGAGUGUCGAGGCCGAGUACAGGGAUGUGGCUAACGCCAUCGCGGAGUGCUCCUGGCUACGACAGCUGCUUCAAGAGUUGAUGUGUGAGGUUCCCGAGGCCACGAUUGUCUACUGUGACAACGCCUCCGCAGUCUACCUCUCUGCCAACCCUGUCCAUCAUCGCCGGACGAAGCACAUUGAGCUCGACAUCCACUUUGUCCGGGAGCAGAUAAAAUACUUAGAAAAAAACACAAGAGGCCGCGACUACAUGCCGAAUAAUGUGCUGAGAGAGGCGAAGUCGCCGACACCGCCGUUGUCCUCGUCAUCAUUCUCCUCCUUCACGCGGCUGCCCCUGCCGGACCCCUGCCCGGGGUCGCCCUGA